Anisakis simplex (herring worm) is the source of this 930-nucleotide messenger RNA. Lineage: Eukaryota; Metazoa; Nematoda; Chromadorea; Rhabditida; Anisakidae. The record is from the annotation of a GenBank genome assembly.
GAUUUAUUACCAAUUCAGGUGUAUGAAGUGCGAUUCUUCAAAUCGAAAGCUCUGAACGAAAGAUCUUUUGAUCCGUGUGAGCUAUUCUCAUCCCAGUCACAGCUUGUCACCAUGAACCUUAAUCAGAUUGGCACACUUAAACUUGAGCUUAUUGUCACUUGGAUACCUUUGCUGUGCACAAAGACGGCUCGUUCGAUGAGUUCAUUGAAUUCUUCUCAAUUGAGUGGCAGCAUAUCGAAACCCAAAGAAAACGCUAGUGGGUCAACGUCAACCAGCGACAUGUCUUCUAACGAUAGAAGACCUCGAAUUUUGUUGCGUGAAAAGAAACGUGGAAAUGCAACGACACGGCAGAAGGAAGUGUGGCGUUCAUCAACGAAUAUUCUCGACAGUGUCUACAAUGAUAUCAGCAGAUCGAUUCCAAGCAUUGAUGCGAAUGGAAAAAGUGAAGUGAACGGUUUGAAUCCAUGGAAUCGAUCUCAAAGUAUCGCUCAGCUAGGACCAAGUUCAAGUGGUGACUCGCUGCAUUCCUCAAUACCAGCCCUAACCACACUUCCAGAGCCUUUGGCCAUGAUCGAAUCAAUGAAACCGUACCUUCCUAAACUGAUUCGUAGAUGUCCCGAACUGAACCUUUUCCAGAUGUGUCUCAAUUCAUGGCAAGCACUUCUGAAGCGUAGUCGCUCGCUUUCUUUGAUGACUGGUGGUGACCACUGUGAAUCGGUAUUGAGGAACAGCAGAAGUAGGACAGAUCCAUCGAUUAGAUCGAGUCUGUGUGCCACUGCAAGUUAUUCACCACCGUUCCAUGAUGAAUUCGACGACAGUCUGCUCAUGCAUGCGCACGAACAAAAGUAUGUUGAUUUCCAGAUGAAUUCUAUAUGCUUUCUCUUCGAAGUAUUUCGAUCGAAUGUCAUUCAAGUGAUCUGUACUGCUUGA